Amphimedon queenslandica is the source of this 1601-nucleotide messenger RNA. RefSeq lists its product as uncharacterized. Gene Ontology annotation, molecular function: calcium ion binding. The record is from RefSeq and is a predicted model, not a curated record. Gene Ontology annotation, cellular component: extracellular region; lysosome. Lineage: Eukaryota; Metazoa; Porifera; Demospongiae; Haplosclerida; Niphatidae. Gene Ontology annotation, biological process: cell-matrix adhesion. Bases 29 to 676 code for a protein of 215 amino acids. The transcript has 11 exons.
GUGCAAAAAAUUCUUGAGCUCCACCAAAAUGGUUUGCAAACUUUUUGCUGUCAUUCUUGCUGUAGCAGUUUGUGCUGGUGUUGCCUUUGGCCAGCCAAUACCCAUCCAAAGAUGCUUUGAGUCCCCUUCAUCAUGGAGUGGUUUCUUCUUUCGGGUUGAUUACUCCAGUGGGCAGAGUGAUCGUGGGUACAUAUUUUAUAACAGGACUGAGUUUCGGUUGAUGUAUUCCUUUGAAUCAAGGAUAGGGACACCAGAUAUAGACAAACACUGGCUCUUCUAUAACACAAGGAAAUCAUAUUUUUACGAUGAAAAUGCAAAUACUUGUGAAGUUGAAGACAUUCCCCCAAAUGAGUUUAUUCCAACAUUUGGGAGUCCACGAGGAUCUGAGUUCAUACAUUAUGAUCGAUUGGGUGCAUACUCAUUCAACCUAGGAGUGACAGUUGAUUACUUCAGAUUGAGAACAGAUUCUGGUGGAACAUAUCGUGGCUAUUAUUCACCUCUAUAUGAAUCUGUUGCUACUGAUUUCAUGUGUGUUCCUGUUAUUGAGAGCUAUGAGAAUAUUGACACAAUCCCAACACAUCAGAGGAACAUACACUGGACGUACAUGAAUAUAACUACUGAUCCAAUCCCUCCAUUUAUUUGGGAGCUUCCUACUGCAUGUAGAGAGAGGAACUAAAGCCUCCUAUUGUUAUGCAACAAAGAACAAUGAACUGCAUUGCUGUGUUUGUUUAUUGCUGACAAGCUGUCAUAAAUAUAAUUAGCAUUGUGGUGUGUUUUCUCAUAUAGUGCUGAUUUGCAUCAAUGAAUAUCACAAAUUCUUUUACGUGCUAUUUUUACUGCCUAGCUUGACCUUAGCUCACCACCCCAUGCUAAAAAUGAAGACCUUUCUCCUUGCUGCUGUUGCUUUAACCUGCUUUGCCUAUUGCUUUGCGCAGCCAGGCCCAGUUCAGAGAUGCUAUGAAUCUCCAGAUGCAUGGAGUGGCAACAUUCUUGUGGCAGACUAUGCUAGGAAGAGGAGUGACUUUGGGUACAUAUUCUAUAACAGGACCAAACAAUGGCUACACUACACUUAUAAUGCUGAAUUCGAAGAUGGCCGUGACUAUAUAAAGAAAUGGUACUUCUAUGACACAAGGAAGUCAUACACACUGGAUGAGGAUGCACAUACAUGCACAGAGGAAGAUAUACCACCUGAUGCACAGUUCCCAAGGUUUAGUGCACCUGAGGAUGCAACAUUCCGCCACAUUGAUGUAUAUGGCUCUUUUAUACCUAACCUUGGAGUGAAAACUGAUUAUUUUAGACUUGAUACAGAUAGUGGUGGAGUUUUCCAUGGAUAUUAUGCUCCUGCAUAUGAUGAAAGUAGGAUAUGUGUUCCAGUAAUUGAGAGCUAUGAAAACAUAGACACAGCACCAAUACACCAAAGGAACAUGCACUUUACGUAUUUGAACAUUACCACUUUCCCAUUCAGUAAUUUGGUGUGGGAGGUCCCUGGAGAAUGCUUACAUUAACUGAAAGACAUAUAAACUAAACUUGCUGCGAAUACUUAGUUGCAUGCAACAUUGCUUUUUUGCUGUUUUUGCAUUUAAAAAUUAAUUUGAUCCAUA